This is a messenger RNA of Populus nigra (black poplar), 935 nucleotides long. Its product is annotated as vacuolar protein sorting-associated protein 36-like. The record is from RefSeq and is a predicted model, not a curated record. Gene Ontology annotation, biological process: protein transport to vacuole involved in ubiquitin-dependent protein catabolic process via the multivesicular body sorting pathway. The transcript has 4 exons. Gene Ontology annotation, cellular component: ESCRT II complex; late endosome membrane. Gene Ontology annotation, molecular function: ubiquitin binding. Lineage: Eukaryota; Viridiplantae; Streptophyta; Magnoliopsida; Malpighiales; Salicaceae. The coding region runs from base 335 to 676 and encodes 113 amino acids.
GAUUAGCAAUAACAAAUUAGAGACUGAAGACAAGGACAAGGUGAGGUGAUUCCCAAAAAUAGGUGUUAGGUUCUUCUUAUGUGGAUCGUUAAAUUUGGAAAGGGAGGAAUAAGAGCUUGCAAGAGGCUUUUUCAAGACUUGAAUGCUCUUACGGCUGUUGCACUGGUUAGAUUAUGUGAGAAGUGAAUAUUUGACUGAAUGUCUGGCUUUGUAACAGGACUGCAGAAGUUAUGUUUUGAUUUGUGUAUGGUGUGUUGAGUUAAGCUGUUGUUGUUUCAUCGCUCUGGUUUUGGCUGCGGCUUUAUGUUCUGAGGUGUAACGAGGGUAAAGAGUUAUGGUCAUGCUAGCAGAGAAGGUGAGGCAGAGGCUUUUGCCGGGCUCGAGCUCUCAAAGUAGUUAUGGGGAUGAUGAGGAAAUGGAUUCCAAAGAAGAGAUGAAAGAUUGGCUGUUGAGUGUUGGUAUCAUAUCUCCAGUAACAAAAGAGUCUGCAGGUGCCAUGUAUCAUCAACAACUGUCCUGUCAGUUGGCAGAUUUUGUCAGAUUUCCUCUAAAGAAAGCUGGAGGAGUGAUCAAUCAAUCUUGUAUGGACUCCCCAACCGUGCUCGCACAGUUGAUCUCACCUGAGGAUUGGUUGCGAGCACUUUCUCUUUGGGAGAAGUUUGAUGUGUAUGCAUGAUACUAUCUUCAACUGAUCUGGAAUUAUGAUUGUUUGUCUUGAGAUCCAAAAGAUGGAUUAUCUUCGCGACUUUCAACUUAUUCAUAAGAUUGUACUUAAGCUGCUAUAGACAAAUAUAUCACGUAAGUCACUACCAACUGGCAAUAAAUAAACUGAUUGUUGGUUUUAUUGAUGGGUAUAAGAUAUGUUCUUUGUGGAAGAACUUGUAGUGUUGUAACACAUUAUAUAAGAGAGCUAGUUGAUGAUUAGUAUUAAGACA